GCGCCAUUCGACAGCCAGUUCCGUCCGUCCGUGCAACCCCCUCGUCGCGUGCUCCUUCCUCCCCUGGUCUGGUCCGCCGUUCGCCGUCGCCCUUCUCGUCUCGCUCGCCGGCCCGCCGCCCUCCCGCGGCCACACGAGAUCUCGCCGCCCGGCGGAGCCCUAACCCGCGCGCCCGACGAUGUCGCACGCGCAGCCCCAGGGCGACACCAUCCCGCUGCACCCCUCGUCGGCGCAGUCCGACAUGGACGAGAUCGAGAGCCUCAUCCACGUCGCCCCCACCGCCGCCGCCGUCCUGCCCGCGCGGCCGCCCUCCCCUCCGCGCGCGUCCAUCCCCGUCGCCAACAUCCCUCCCGUGCCCCCUCCGGCCAGCUUCAGGCCCCAGCCGCCCCCCACCUUCUCCUCCGCGCCGCUCCCUUCCGCCUCCGCCUCCGUCGCCAUUCCCAUCGGCGCGGACGGGUUCGGGAGCCCCGCCAACACGCUCACGGAGCCCGUCUGGGACACCGUCAAGCGCGACCUCACCCGCAUCGUCAGCAACCUCAAGCUCGUCGUCUUCCCCAACCCCUACCGCGAGGACCCCGGCAAGGCGCUCCGGGACUGGGAUCUCUGGGGCCCCUUCUUCUUCAUCGUCUUCCUCGGCCUCACUCUCUCGUGGUCGGCCUCAGUCAGGAAGUCUGAAGUAUUUGCUGUCGCGUUUGCCGUACUUGCUGCUGGUGCUAUAAUCCUCACGCUGAAUGUGCUGCUUUUGGGCGGCCAAAUCAUCUUCUUCCAAAGCCUGAGUCUUCUAGGAUACUGCUUGUUCCCCAUGGACGUGGGAGCUCUGAUUUGCCUGCUGAAGGACAACGACAUGCUAAAGAUCAUCGUGGUGGCAGUGACAUUGGCAUGGAGCUCCUGGGCAGCGUAUCCAUUCAUGAGCACCGCCGUGAACCCAAGGAGGAAGGCCCUGGCGCUUUACCCGGUCUUCCUCAUGUAUGUCUCCAUUAGCUUCCUCAUAAUCGCGAUAAACUAAGGGUGGAACGGUUUGCCGCCGCGGACCGUCAGAAGUCCGGAGAUUUUCCCGUCCAACCGGCCGAGUGCAUACAGGUUUUGUCUGACCGGUUUGUUUUGUAAAUAAAUUUUGCUGACUACUUUGAGAUUUCUUCUUCUUCUUCUUUACAUAAUCAAAGGGCCUAUAGUAGGGGUAUAGAAAAUACAGUAGGAAAUUAUACGUUCUGUAAAGUACCUAUUUUGUUUUGCGCCUGGCUAGAAUAACUUGUAGACUGCUGAUGGGGUUGAGGUGCCAUGGUGUGAAUAACCUGUAGCCUGCUCUGUUGUGGUUUGGUUCGCCAUGGUGUUAGCAUGUUCCCUUUA
Molecule: messenger RNA, 1347 nt
Organism: Aegilops tauschii subsp. strangulata
Lineage: Eukaryota; Viridiplantae; Streptophyta; Magnoliopsida; Poales; Poaceae
Product: protein YIP4b-like
Biological process (GO): endoplasmic reticulum to Golgi vesicle-mediated transport
Cellular component (GO): membrane; trans-Golgi network
Source: RefSeq, a predicted model, not a curated record